UACACUCUAAAUUCUAAACCUUCACAGAUCACAGACUCAUCACAGUUCAAUCUUCGAUUCUACGCUUUCGGCUUUCUCAGAGACGUAGCCCACAAAUCUGCAGAGCUCAAAAGAUCGUUUGGAGCACAGGCUUCACUGCAUGGCUCUCAAUCUCCGUCAAAAGCAAACAGAAUGUAUUAUCCGAAUGUUGAAUCUGAACCAACCCCUGAACGCAACUGGUACUGCGAAUGAAGAGGUGUACAAGAUCUUGAUCUAUGAUAAGUUCUGCCAAAACAUCCUCUCCCCAUUGAUUCGUGUCAAGGACCUUCGAAAACAUGGUGUGACCCUAUACUUUCUCAUUGACAAGGAUCGAAAACCUGUCCUUGAUGUGCCUGCCGUGUAUUUUGUUCAAGCCAAUCAAUCCAACGUUCAGCGAAUCAUUGCUGAUGCGUCCCGGUCACUGUAUGAUAGUUUUCAUUUGAAUUUCUCGUCCUCUAUACCCCGCCCCCUGCUGGAAGAUCUGGCAUCUGGGACUUUGAGUUCAGAUUCAAUUCAGCGGAUUGCAAAGGUGCAUGAUCAGUAUUUGGAGUUUGUGACAUUGGAAGAUAAUUUGUUUUCGUUGGCACAAAAGUCUAGUUAUGUGCAAUUGAAUGAUCCAUCAGCUGGGGAUCGUGAGAUUGAGGAGAUUGUGGAGAGGAUUGUUACUGGUUUGUUUUCUGUUUUGGCUACGCUGGCUGUUGUGCCAAUAAUUCGGUGCCCACGUGGUGGGCCAGCUGAGAUGGUUGCGUCAGCAUUGGAUCAGAGAUUGCGAGAUCAUUUGUUGUCGAAAAACAAUUUGUUUACAGAAGGUGGGAGUUUCGUGAGCUCUUUCCAGCGGCCGAUUUUGUGCAUAUUUGAUAGGAAUCUCGAAUUGUCAGUUGCAGUAGAGCACGAUUUUAGGUAUCGACCUCUUGUUCAUGAUGUUCUUGGAUUGAGGCUGAAUAGGUUGAGCGUACAAGGUGAAAAGGGUGGGAUGAAGUCAUAUGAGUUGGAUAGUUCUGAUCCAUUUUGGGUGGCGAAUGGGUUGUUGGAAUUCCCUGAAGUUGCAGUGGAGAUUGAGACUCAAUUGAAUAAGUAUAAGAAAGAUGUUGAUGAGGUGAAUAGGAGGACUGCUGGGAAUGAUGGGGCUGAGUUUGAUGGAACAGACUUGAUGGGGAACACAAAGCAUUUGAUGAAUGCAGUGAACUCACUGCCCGAGUUGACAGAAAGGAAGCAGGUGAUAGACAAGCACACCAAUAUCGCGACUGUUUUGUUGAGUGAGAUCAAGGAGAGGUCUCUUGAUUCUUAUGCAAAAAAGGAGAAUGACAUGCUGAUCAAGGGAGCUAUUGAUCGGAAUGAGCUUCUUGGUGUGCUUAGAGGGAAAGGGACAAAGAUGGAUAAGCUGCGGUUUGCUAUCGUGUAUCUGAUCUCUUCAGAAAGCAUUAACCAGUCGGAAGUGGAAUCAGUGGAAGCAGCACUCAAAGAGUCUGAGGUUGAUACUAGUGCAUUUCAGUAUGUGAAAAAAAUGAAGUCAUUGAAUGUCUCAAUGGCAUCAGCAAAUUCAGCUAGCAGAAAUAACAUUGUUGACUGGGCUGAGAAAAUCUAUGCUGUGACAGCUGGUGUGAAGAAUCUCUUAUCUAGCGAUAGGCAACUGGCAUUGACAAGGACAGUGGAAGCCUUGAUGGAAGGGAAGCCGAAUCCUGAAAUUGAUAAUUACCUCGUGUUUGAUCCUCGUUCUCCUAAGUCAAGUUCUGGUAGUGGUAGUCAUUUGAAAGGGCCAUUUAAGGAAGCUAUUGUGUUCAUGAUUGGUGGAGGUAAUUAUGUUGAGUACGGGAGCUUGCAAGAGCUUGUACAACGUCAGCAGCCUGUCAGGCAUGUUGUAUAUGGAACUACGGAAAUUCUCACAGGAGUGGAGUUUAUUGAGCAGCUUACACAGUUGGGGAAUAAGAUGGGAUUUGGGAGUAGCACUGCUGCUCCAAGUCAUUAAUAUAGAUGUGUAUUACAUGCUCUUUGAAGCUUGCAGUUUGGAAGCUUAUACAUGGUUGAGGUCUUGUGGAAAGUUAAGAUGCAGUAUGUAGUUGAACAUUAAUCUGAAGCUGACUAUCUCAGAACAAAUGCAGAGAUUGUUGGACAAUGCAUUUCUUUCUUUGAUUCUGAGGCGAGCAUGCCGGUUUUGGAUUGACUGUCUUUCUGGAUCUUGAAGUAUGCCUCUUUAUCUUUCAACAUAGUGAGUAGUUUUUUUCCAUUGAAGAGCUAUAUUUGUUUCUAUUGAAUUAGGUUUCUGUGGUUAGAAAAUAUUCUUAUACAUGAUUACUUGUAAUCUGAAUCAAUCACCAAUCUUCAAAAUGAAAAUUUUGCUUGGUCCCUAUAUUCUUACAUAUGUAUGUUUUUAACUAGUAAUAAUGGUAAUAAAGGACGGUAAGUUAUGCCCUUGAGCUGCAA
This is a messenger RNA of Quercus lobata, 2439 nucleotides long. Its product is annotated as SEC1 family transport protein SLY1-like. The record is from RefSeq and is a predicted model, not a curated record. Bases 140 to 1984 code for a protein of 614 amino acids. Gene Ontology annotation, biological process: vesicle-mediated transport. NCBI's taxonomy places the organism in Eukaryota, Viridiplantae, Streptophyta, Magnoliopsida, Fagales, Fagaceae. The transcript has 2 exons.